UUCCCGACAGGCACCGCGGCGGGAGCGCCGGGCCGCAGCCGCGCGCCGCUCUCCUCAGGCGCCGUCCCGUCCCGCCGGGCCCCCGCCCGCCGCCGCCGCCAUGCGCCACAGCCUCACCCAGCUGCUGGCGGCCUCCUCCGGCGGAGCCAGUGCCUCGGGCGCCGUCUGGCCGCUCGCCGGCGCGGGGCAGGCCCCGAGAGGGCGGGAUGGCGGCGGGGAAGGGGAUCCGGGCCCCGCGCGGCCCAAACAACAGCAGCCGCCGCGGCGGGAGGCGGGCGCCUUGGAGCCGCGGCGGCAGGAGAAGGAGCCGGAGGCGCCCGGUGGCCCGCUGGAGGUGUGGGAGCAAGAGGACUGGUUCCCGGGGCUGGAGCUGGGAGACCUGCUGGAGGCGGCCCGGCCGGACUGGGACCUGGACGCGGAGCUGAGCGGCUGCUUCUGUGGGGAACCGGAGCCGCUGCCCGCGCUGGGCCAGGGUCAGAGGCCGGCGGCGCCCGGGCGGAGGAACGGCGGGGCUGGGAGCCGGCUGAAGGCGGCGGCGGCGGCUCGGCUGAACCGGCUGAAGAAGAAGCAGUACGUGCUGGGGCUGGAGAGCCGCCUGCAGGGCCUGGCUGCUGAGAACCGGCAGCUGCGGGACCGCAACCGCGGCCUGAGCCGCCGCCUGCGAGAGCUGGAGCGGGAGAGCAGCUACCUUCGGGCCGUGCUGGCUAACCAGAGCGCUCUGGGGCAGCUCCUGAGCCGCUUAGCCGGGAUCCGCGCCGGCGGGCUGCAGCUCAGCACCAGCCUCUUCAGGGACACGGGCAGCCCCCGCCGCCAUCACCACCACCUCCAGCCUGCCGGCGAGAGCAGCGACCACGACUACGCCCUGCCCAGCUCCCGGCCUCCCAGCCGGGAGGAGGCGGCGGCGGUGACGGAGGCGGAGGAGGAGUGGGCGGCCCCCGGCGGGAUUUGCCUCCACGUGGACCGGGAUCAGGUGUCGGUGGAGUUCUGCUCCAUCUGUGCUCGGCGGGCAGCGGCCUCCUUCAAAAUGUAGGGUCAAGUACCUGCUGCAAGUACUCGUGGGGUUCUCACCCCUAGGGGCCUCGCGUCGUGGCGGAGGAAGCAGGCGAUGUUUCUCUUUUAGGUGCUUGCCCUGCCAGGCUCCGUUGUGUAGGGGUUAAAGAACAGUCGUUUUCCACCUCGCAACCUGGUAAGGAUCAAUAUAUUCCCAUAAUGCGGUAUCGAACAGCUUGCUUUGCUUAUGCCAGUCGUCUUGUAAUGACUGGUUCAGGAAAUGAUUUCUCUGGUCCUUGGCCUACUCUGCCAAAAUGUUGCUAGCUCUGGAUGGUAACUAAUAGUGAAAAUUACAAUCGCAUCGUUCUAAUUAGCUGUUUUCCUCCUUUUCCUGCUAUGCACAUAGUAGCCAAUACAUGAGCUACAUUUUUAAUUAAAAAAUAACUGUUUAUGCCGUUUGAAAAAGGAAUUUUCUAUUAAAGUAUCUGAUGAGCUGGAAAGGGAAAAUACGCUAGUAAGGGGGAUGUGACAUUUACAGCCUUUUAUCAUAGGGGACUGUCGCAGAAGUGUUAAGUCAUUUGCUUUUUAAAUGGAAAAAGAAAAAAGAAUUUGUGACCUGUUGGCUUAAAAUACUGUCAAGUGUUAGGGAUGCACGGUACCUUUUAAACAGUCCUUCUCUAGCUUGCUCUAAUUCAUGAUGCGGGGUUUUGCCUGACUAAACAGAACCUGAGCGCUGGUUAUAUCUGUACAGUGGAAUCCUAAUGUAGAGGAGUCACUUUUUUGCAUGGACCUCUAACGAGAAUUGCGGUUUGAAGAAUGCAGUGCAUCGAAGUAACUCGUUACUUUAGCUUCCCAUAAGUAAAUCUUUGUGCCCAUGCACACUGAAAUUCCUGUGUUACUUCAAAGUAGCUUUAAAUUUUAAGGAUAUUGCAUGUGUAUGCAUGUGCUUAAUUUUACUGUAGAGUUCUUAAUUUAGCCUCUUACAGUACCGAGAAAUCUAUAACUUUAUAUAAUUAAGCACAGUUUGGAGAUGAGCAAAUAUGUGUCUUGAGGCUAAUGAUUUGAAAAAUGCUCCAUAAUUGACUGAGAUAGGAGGAAAAAUAGUCUGACAAACAGUAGCGUGUGUUUUCUUGUACUAGUUAGUGUUUCUCCCUAUCGCAAAAGUUGAGUGGGUUGUUUUUUCAGUUGUAUUAUAAUGUUUAGGUUGUUUAUAUGUAUGUCAGUUGGGGGAAGAAGGAUUGUGAAAAUUAUAAUAUGUAAAGUGAGGUUUCACAAAGAAUAGACUUGGCUAAAACAGUUUUAUUUAUUAACUUUUCUAAAAAAAGAUUGUUUAGUGUUUCUGAAGUCUUGCUUACUAAAGCCUUAAAUUUCAUGUUUAAGGCUAAGUAGAAGGUGAAAGUGUUUGCUCCCAAUCAUUUGCUUUAUUGGUGCUAGACCCUAUCAAGUGUUCAUCAGUAUAAAAGGAGUUUGAUUUUUCUUUGUGAAACAUCACUGUAUGAUAAAGUAUAUGUGUAUUUAGCAUCCUUGUUUUUCUUUAUGCUAAAGUGGAUUCAGCUGUGUUGGGGCAGAAGAGACGGGACCAGCUGCUGGCCACAUUUCCUGCUUUAUUUUAAAAGGUAGUAUAAGAAAUGAGAAUAAAGAGGUAACAGGGCUUUUGCUGUCUUUGGUUUUUUUUAAAGAAAAAAGGUUGAAUGCUGGGAUCAUAUACUGUCAUCCAAGAUGUAUUUUUUUAAAAUACAAUAUCCUAUCAAACAGGUUUUACUCCACUGCGUGCAGAAUUCCAUCUGUUCAGGGUAUAUUGCCAGCACUAAAAGAGAAUUAGUGGGAUAUGUGUUACCUUACACCUCUGUGGUGGCAUCAACAGGACUGUUCAGUCUUAAAUUGUGUAACCCUGCUGUAACUGGUAGGUUAUACCAGUGCCACUGGAAUCAGAGUUAAUCAUCAAGACAUGUACUGACUGAUACGCAAAAUGGAAAUAAUUGAGUUAGAUUCAAUCUAGGCUCAAUCUGCCUAGCUCAGACUUCAUGAACAUGCUUUAUUUUGAAGUUUAAUGUGCUUGAUGAAAAGGAGAGACACUAAUGUAGCAAGUAUGGGAUGUUACAAUGGCAUUUUUACAGUUUUUCUGCAUAAAAGUGUUUUUUUAAGUUAACUUAAAUAUGCAUUCUUUCUUUUUGCAUUACUGCUAAACGGUAGGGGUCAGGGACAUAGUUCUGUAAUGAACCUGCACAUCGCUCUAGUCAUGAAACUACCUGUGAGCUGUGUCUGAGAGUAGCUAAUUUUCUGACAUGCAAAAUGAUGUAUACUGGUACAAGAACAAGGUCAAGUCCCAAGAAAGUAAGUGGCUGCAGGCAUUUCUAGUGCCUACUGAAUCAUAUUUAAACCAAAUAGAGGGGAGGAAGUUAUCUGAAACUCUAACCAACUGUACUAUCUGUAUGGUGUAUUAUUAAUGUAGCUUUUUGAAGUGGAAGCCUUGAAAUGACAUAACUUAAUACUUGAAAAUAUAUUGUAAAUGUUUCUUUGUAAUUAUGUGCCAUCCAGAUAAGAAUACGAUAUCAUAAUAAAAUCAGACUUGUUGAUCUUUCAA
This is a messenger RNA of Falco peregrinus (peregrine falcon), 3574 nucleotides long. RefSeq names its product CREB/ATF bZIP transcription factor (gene CREBZF). The coding region runs from base 101 to 1030 and encodes 309 amino acids. The transcript has 2 exons. The record is from RefSeq and is a predicted model, not a curated record. NCBI's taxonomy places the organism in Eukaryota, Metazoa, Chordata, Aves, Falconiformes, Falconidae.